UCCAUYGGGGAAUACAGCGACGAUGGGUGAUGAUGUUGACGUACAUUUAGCUCAGUAUUGGAAGACAUUUACCCAACUGAAAAAGGUUUUACUGAAGAAUGUUUCAGUACUGAGUGUCAUUAUGUUUCUACUAAUUUUUCAAGUCAUUUCUGUGGAGUUUUUUGUUGAAGAGCAGUUGCCAAGUGCAUGCAAUUACACGCAUCGUUGUCCUUAUAAAUUGCCGGUUAUGAAUGGCAACAAGACAAAAGCCUUGCAAWUAAACCCAAAUUUUCUGAUKGAUUUUGAACGAUACAAGUCAUCCCUUGUCACAGCCCAUUUUGUUUCAAUGGGCAUUGGUAUUUUAUCCCUUGGCUUUUUGGCAGACAGAUUUGGMAGGAAAAUAGUCUUGUUUGGAUCAUUAGUACUGGUGUUUGUUAGCAGUUUGUUAAGUUCCUUUUUURUACUGUCAAUUAAGACUUUUAUUUYAAUGAGAGUAUUUGCAGCUUUUGGAUCAGGCGGUGCUCUAUUAGCAAUGUUUGUCCUAGCAGCAGAAUAUGCAAACACACCUAUUCGCCCCCAGAUUUUAAUCGCUCUGUGGCUGGCAGGAGUUCUGUCUGUUAUUUCAUUUGUUGGUCUUGCUUAUGCUAUAUCAAGCAGGAAGAUUCUUCUGAUAUUGAUAUCAUUCCCUUUGAUCAAAGGGAUUUUAUUUUAUCGAAUAAUACCAGAGUCUCCUMGAUGGCUUCUACUUCAAACUGGUAGAAAGGUGUCAAGUCGUCAUGAUAAUAUUCAAGAUAAUGAAUCAAAGACUUUGCUGCAUGCGUUUACAAGUGAGGAGGUCUCACAUCUAUCCAAGAGGUCUGCAUGCUGUUAUGGAUAUAAUAAAAAGUGCAUCAAUUUUUUUCGAAACAAGAAACAAUGUCUUAAUUUGGUUGUUGUUGGASUGUCAUGGUUUGCAGUUGGUAUGUCAUACAGGGGCUUCAAUACCUCGUAUAUACAGUUACUAAACAACUAUUAUGCCAACUAUGUAGURAGAGAGUUGGUCAGCUUGUUGGCUUUUGCCUUCAGUGUUUUWUUUGCCACUUGUACUGGUCGUCGCAUCACUACAGUCCUAUCAAUGGUCUUGUGUGGUAUUAUAUGUCUUUUGUUCUCGUUUGGUUCACAUGGGUUCUUCCUUUCAGAACAAGGCGCAAUCAAGAUUGUAGUCCAGUUUGUUGGACGGAUGUUCUUCAUUGUGUCAAUAACUUCAUUAUCACUGUAUUCCACUGAGUUAUUCCCAACUGUUAUCAGGUGUUCAGCCCUCGGUAUAGUGGUUUGCAGCAGCUUUCUAGGUGCAUCAACAACCCCCCUGAUCAUGAAACACCAAACAACUAACCCAAUGAUGCCUCUAGCAAUASUUGGCUCUGUAUUAAUUCUCGUUGCUAUUUCCMUCCGUAUUUUCCUACCCGAAACUAAAGGAGCCCUUACAGCAGAAGGCCUGGAAGAUACAGAAGUAGGGAGAAGGAUGCCKUUGAGUGAAAAAUGGAKGCCAAGGGUCGCCAUAAGGAAGAARGAURAUGUUGAUGGUUCCAGSCAAGAGAGAAUGCAGCAUCGGUCUUAUAGUGACCCUGUAGGUAUAGAAGAAGAGGACGGACAAUUUAAGGACUUAGGGAAAAGUUGGGAUGUCUCAUUYGAUAGGGCAUCUUGCACAUCGAAAUGGGAGUGGCUGUCAUAUGAUGAUGCUAGAAGAAAGCUUCCAUCCUUGGAUCUUGAGGACAGUCUGCAAGACGUAUCAGAGCUGUUAGAUGACUCAGAUCUCGUAAAGCUACAYGACUAUGUUCCUGGCAAUUCUUGGAUUUUACUAUACAGUACCUAUGAGCAUGGUACUAGUUUAAAGACACUGUACCACAGACUACAGGAAAUAGAAACACCUGUACUGAUUGCAAUCAAAGACCAUCAAGACUACGUUUUUGGAGUGUUUUCCUCGAUACCACCACAUGUACAAAAAGGGUUUUUUGGCAUUGGAAAGUCAUUUUUCUUCAAAUGUAAACCUGGAUUUAAGCUUUAUCCAAACAGUGGUCAGAAUGAAUACUAUCUGUACUGUGAAGGUGACAGUUUGGCAUUUGGAUGCAGYCAAGGGACGUUUGGCCUCUGGCUUGAUGGUGACCUGUACAGAGGACGAAGUACACCAUGUACAACUUUCAACAGUGAUGUGUUAUCAUCUAGCGAAGACUUCUWUUUGAUCGGUCUUGAGGUCUGGACAUUUGCUUGAACGAUUCACAUCACAAGAUACGACAAGCUUCAAUCUUCAUCGCAURAUGGAUACCUUGAGUGAAAACUCCCACAAUGACUGGAAUUGCUUGUAGCACCAAUGCUGCGCAUGCAAGAUUAUAUUAUGUCUUAUAGUAAAGAGGGAACAAAUUCAAUAUUAYUCCAUGGUAAUUUCAUAAUUUAUGAAAGCAUCUCAUCAACAUGACAACGGACUAUUAAAAAACAUGAUAAUAAGAAAGACAGCAUUUAUAACGGUUAGUUCUUCCUAAAUGUGUAUAGUCUCGAAGGUGURUAACAAUUUCUUAAUUUUKUCAAAAUGCGUGCUCAUUUUGGAUUAGCUAAUGACCACCAACCAAUAUUAUUCAUUUCUUUACUCUGACGUCACGAAUCAUGCAACAAUUUUCAUGAUAUUUGUACACAGACGUCACAGGCUUUGUAAAGAGCGAAAAAAUGAGUUGGAUAGAUCGUAUUUUKUGAUAUUGCUGAAUUUUGUUGUUGUGUUUUUUUGCAUAUGAAGAGUUACUCAGCAAACGUGCUCAGUUUCACCAAAAUAUUUWGGAUGGUCUUAAUCUUUAUUUUGUCUUCAAGAAAUCUAUGAAUAAUUAAUAAAKAGGAAUAAAAUAAUAUUAAUUUAUUGUAAAGACAAAAAAUGAUAAUAAUAAUUUAUUUAUUGAAAAAAUAAAUGAUAUUUUAUAAGGAUAGUC
This is a messenger RNA of Exaiptasia diaphana, 2930 nucleotides long. Its product is annotated as solute carrier family 22 member 1. Lineage: Eukaryota; Metazoa; Cnidaria; Anthozoa; Actiniaria; Aiptasiidae. The transcript is spliced from 16 exons. Gene Ontology annotation, cellular component: nucleus; membrane. Gene Ontology annotation, biological process: response to oxidative stress; transmembrane transport. Gene Ontology annotation, molecular function: transmembrane transporter activity. The coding region runs from base 23 to 2227 and encodes 734 amino acids. The record is from RefSeq and is a predicted model, not a curated record.